CUUCCUGGCCUUCCGCCAUUGGCAGCGCUGUUUCUCCCCGCACAAGCGGCUCGCUUCUAGCCGGGAAUAAACCCCGGCGGAGACACGGCCGGGGUGGAGGGAGGUGGAGUUUGUCGUCACCGUCGGCGGGGAGGAGGAAGGCGAAGAAGAAAGGGGGAGAGAGAGAGAGAGAGAGAGAGAGGAGGCGAACCGGGGCCAGAAAACGAAGGGAGGUUCGCCGCUGGAUGAAUUUCCCGUGUAAAGUUUCCACGCAGCAAACUGCCAAAGAGUUGGCGUCAACAAAAUGAUAACGCCGUACUUUAUAGAACAUUUCUGGGGCGAAAAAAAUAAUGGCUUCGACGUGCUGUACCACAACAUGAAGCAUGGACAGAUCUCCUCCAAGGAGCUGACGGACUUCAUCAGGGAAAGGAGUGUUAUUGAAGAGGCCUACGCCCGCUCCAUUACCAAACUUGCCAAGACGGCAGGGAACUUUUCGCAGCUCGGGACGUUCGCUCCGGUGUGGGAAGUCUUCAAGGGGUCCACGGAGAAGCUGGCCGUCUGCCACAUGGAGCUGGUGAGGAAGCUGCAGGAGCUUAUAAAAGAGGUGCACAAGUACGUGGAGGAGCAGGCCAAAGCGCACAAAAAGACGAAAGAGGAGGUGGCGUCCACCUUGGAGGCCGUGCAGAACAUCCAGGCCACCUCUCAAGCCCUGCAGAAGUCCAAGGAGAACUACAACGCCAAAACUGUGGAGCAGGAGCGCCUCCGUAAGGAAGGAGCCACCCAGAGGGACGUGGACAAGGCGGGAAUCAAAGCCAAAAAAGCCACAGAGACCUACAAGUCCUACGUGGAGAAAUACGCCGUAGCCAAGUCCGAGUUUGAACAGAAGAUGGCGGAAACAGCACAGAGGUUCCAAGACAUUGAAGAAAGCCACAUUCUCCACAUGAGGGAGAUCAUCCAGUCGUAUUCGCAAUCCGUCGACGAAACACAUGUUCAAAUAGGGGAGGUUCACACUGAAUUUGUGAGGAACAUCGAGAACACCUCUGUAGACGGCUUAAUACAGAAGCUGGCAGAAAGCAAAGGAACGGGCAAGGAGCGACCAGGACCCAUUGAGUUUGAGGAGUGCAAUGCUGCUAUUGCUACGGAAGGUGCCAAACCCAGGAAGAGGAAGCCUUUCGGCAUCCCAGGACGGAGGAAAGACAAAGACACAGACUCCACGGAGUCCACAGAAGUCGAGAGCAACACUGCCAAUGGCGCUCCCCCCGGAUACUACGGGGCCAUAGACAUCCAGAAUGCCAAUGUUCCGCGGGUGGAUGAUGAAGGUUUCUGCAUCAGGCCAGAAGCAAUGGACAAUGAUGCCAAAGAGAACUCCUUCUACUCGUCCAGCGACUCGGAGGACGAGGACGAGCCCCGGAAGUUCCACGUGGAAAUAAAGCCCGUCCAGCCCAACAACGGCACACAUCAGAACCGAGCCACCAUCGACGAGCUCAAGGCGUCCAUCGGCAACAUCGUGCUGUCUCCUUCCACCUCGGGCCAAAUGCGGAGGAACCAAUCCAGGUUCACAGGAGUGUCCGCAUUAGGCUCCAAGGCUCAGGGUGCUGGUGAUGAGCUAGCCAAACCCAGAGUGCCACCUUCAUACGAACUGUCCAACAACGACCUCUUGUCCCUCGAUCCGCUUGGUCCCUUCCUGGCAGCGAGCUCGGCCAACGCCGCGUCCACAACCACAGAGGAGAUGGCGCCAGCGCCCGAACGCUCGCCCCAUUUGGCCGAGCGCCAGCAAUCCAAAGACGUCUCCUCUUUUUCCUCGUCCACAUCCUCUCCUUGGGACUCCCCUGUAGACCCUUUCAAGGCACUCCGCCCGGCGCCGGUCCGGGCCCACAGCGCCCCCAUCACGCUGCCGCCCGAGCCGGCGGACCCCUUCGAGAGCUCGCCGGGCGACGUUGAGGACGCCGCAUCCUCGCUGUCCUGGUCCCAGAGCCAGUGGAUCGCCUUCGGUGACAAUAUGGCUUCCUCACGCCGACACGGCCCCGGUCCUCCUUUGAGGCUUCAGUCCGGCAGGUCGAGCCGCUUCCUGUCGGAUGACUCCGCCGACGCCUACUGCAAAACGGCGGAAGGUUUUUCUGACAGUUUCUCUGAGCUGAGCGACGGGGCGACAGCGGCCGCUCCGUCGAGCAAAAUAUUCCCUGUGCCCAACCGACCUACGACCCCUCUGACAGCCGGAGCCCUGGUGCCGCCGCCCCGACCCUCCUCCAGGCCAAAGCUCCCCACUGGGAAACUCACCGGCAUCAAUGAGAUUGUCCGACCCUUCAGCCCGCCCAAGGGGUCCGGCGCCAGCCCACCUCCCGGCGCGCCCCUCGCUCGCGCAGAGAGCUCAUCCUCCUUGUCGUCGAAUGCCUCGCUCAGUGCGGCAAACACGCCCACAGUCGGUAAGAAGACGUUACUCAUCCCUCCCAUGUUCUCCUGUGCACCAUUCCUCCUGGCCUCCAUUAUCCCUUCCUCUUCCUUUCAAUCAGGACCUCAGCACACUUUUAGUCUCCCCAUCUCUUCUCGAGAGACAGAACUGCUCUCAUUUCCUUCUUUCUUUUUCCUGAAGGAUGACAUGUUUGUCGCCAAGCUGCCCACCUUUGAGAGGCGAUGUGAAACACCAGCAGGCACGUCCCGCGGUCCCAGCCCUGUGACCCUGGCAUCCCAAGAUGCUUUGCCUAUUGCCGUGGCCUUCACCGAGUCGGUUAAUGCUUACUUCAAAGGCGCUGAUCCCACAAAGUGCAUCGUGAAGAUCACGGGGGACAUGACGCUGUCGUUCCCUGUGGGCAUCAUCAAGGUGUUCACCGGCAACCCCUCCCCCGCCGUGCUCACCUUCAAGUUGAAGAACACCAGCAGGCUGGAGCAGAUCCAUCCCAACCAGCAGCUCCUCUUCAGUGAUCUUUCCCAAAGUGACUCGGACUCGAAAGACUUCUGGUUCAACAUGCAAGCGCUGACGUCCUACCUCAGGAAAGCCGCGGACCAGAACCCGGCGGCUUCCUACUACAAUGUGGACAUCCUCAAGUACCAGGUGCAGUCUGACGGCAUCCACUCCACGCCGCUCAACCUGGCCGUGUACUGGAAGUGUUCCCCGAGCACCACGGACCUGCGGGUGGACUACCGCUACAACCCGGACUCCAUGGCCUCGCCGGGGCCGCUCGGCAACCUGCAGAUCUUGGUGCCGGUCGACGGCGGCGUCACCAGCAUGCAGUCCCUGCCCAGCGCCCUCUGGAACGGCGAGCAGAAUAAAUGUCUGUGGAAGCUGAGCGACAUUUCUGACAAGUCGGAAAACGAAGGCGCCGGCUCUCUGAGGGCCAAGUUUGAGGUGUCCAGCGGCCCGUCCAACCCGUCCACGCUGGCGGUGCAGUUCAUGAACGAGGGCAGCACGCUGUCGGGGGUGGGCAUGGAGCUGCAAGGGAGCGGCUACAGGCUGUCUCUCAGCAAGAAGAGAUUCGCCACAGGUCGAUACAUGGCGGAUUGCUGAAGCCACGUCAAAUCUUAUCCUGCUUUACGGCUUAAAAAAAAACAACAAAAAAAAACUUGCAAAGCCAAACCGGACCCGCCCCCAAAUAAAGCCGCACUGAGUACCGAACACUGUCGAAAGCGAUGGAGAAAGGUGAGCUUUGAGAGCCGCGUGUCGCCAUGACGACGCCUCGUCCCUUCAGUCUUUUUUUUGUCGGCCAACACUUUAUCUCACCGCAAAAAAAGAGGGGGGGGUGAAAAAAAAACACAUGCACUAACAAACUUGUUCUCACCUCUCUCGUGUAAAUAUGACUUGCUCCAAUCUUUACUGCCGGCGUUUAACGCUUCUUUGGAUGGCGUGCGACGAAAGAGGAUUCCUUAAUGGAAAAAGAAAGGAAAAAAAAAAAAAAAGGACCCUCAGUGCCUCUCGCUCGCAUUUUCUCCUCAAUCAGGGCUCUUUUUUUUUCCUCAAGCCUUUUAAAAAAAAUGUCGUCCUUACUGUAAAAACCCUUAAGACGCUUUCAAAAAGUCCAGAUUAACUCGUAGCUUUUUCUUAACGCAACAAAACUUGAAGUGUUUUUAACAUUUUGUGUCGACUGACAUCAACGCCGUCGUGGACGCCGAAGGGAAGACCGGAAGAACCGCAAAAAAGUCGUCAUCGCUCCGUUUGUGUCACAUGACCUUUCUGAAAGGCGUCUCACCGUAUCGUCUUGGGCGCCGUUUCAAGCGGCGAACAUUUCAAUCGUUUCCCCCCCCCCCCCCCCCCCCAGCGAGCCUUAAGACCCCAACGUUGUGGUGUCAGCAAGCUGGUUCUUGCUCUCCCCCAAACAACCAGCCUCCAUCUUUGCUCACUUUCAUUUUCCUUCUCUAUGUCUUUGUAUUUAACAGAUUUUUUUAAAGGAAACAAAAAAUACGCUAAUUUGUGUAAAUGAUUCUCAUAAUUUGUAAAUUUUUUUACCAGUAUCAGCCACUUUCUCUACGUGAUGAUUUCUCACUGUGCCUGUAUGAAAUGUGUAAUAUAUGAAUUAUAUACAAAUAUAUGGAUGACUACUUUAA
Molecule: messenger RNA, 4515 nt
Organism: Entelurus aequoreus (snake pipefish)
Lineage: Eukaryota; Metazoa; Chordata; Actinopteri; Syngnathiformes; Syngnathidae
Gene: fcho2
Product: FCH and mu domain containing endocytic adaptor 2
Exons: 29
Coding region: 284-3481 (1065 amino acids)
Biological process (GO): clathrin coat assembly; synaptic vesicle endocytosis; clathrin-dependent endocytosis
Cellular component (GO): cytoplasm; clathrin-coated pit; plasma membrane
Source: RefSeq, a predicted model, not a curated record